GUUUGUUGCGAAGUGGGGGGCCCCGGCUCCGGCAUUAUAAAGGGCGCCACGAGACGGCAUUGUCAGGCGGCAGCACCGCGCGGGCGGGAGCUCGGUUGUGGGCUGGCUGGUGGGUUCUCGUGCGGUCGCGGCCCGGGAGAAGGAGACGGAGCUGGAAAAGCUCCGUCGCGUGACUGAGGGGAGGCCUCAGCAGCGCGAGCUUGAGUGCGGCCGAGCUCGCGGCGCCUUUCCCUGCGGGUGGGGACGAGCGGGCCCCGCGGCGUCAUCGGCGGCGAGGAGCCGCCGCGCUUCGGCCUAGGAUGUCGGAAGCGGGCGAGGAGCAGCCCAUGGAGACGACGGGUGCCACCGAGAACGGACACGAGGCCGCCCCCGAAGGCGAGUCGCCGGCCGGGGCUGGCGCGGGCGCCACGGCAGGGGCUGGAGGCGCGACCGUGGCGCCCCCGAGCGGGAAUCAGAACGGCGCCGAGGGCGACCAGAUCAACGCCAGCAAGAAUGAGGAAGACGCGGGAAAAAUGUUCGUUGGUGGCCUGAGCUGGGAUACCAGCAAAAAAGAUUUAAAAGACUAUUUUACUAAAUUUGGAGAGGUGGUUGACUGUACAAUAAAAAUGGAUCCCAACACUGGACGGUCAAGAGGGUUUGGGUUUAUCCUGUUCAAAGAUGCGGCCAGUGUGGAGAAGGUUCUAGACCAGAAGGAGCACAGGUUGGAUGGCCGUGUCAUUGACCCUAAAAAGGCCAUGGCUAUGAAGAAGGACCCGGUGAAGAAAAUCUUUGUCGGGGGUCUGAAUCCUGAAGCCACUGAGGAAAAGAUCAGGGAGUACUUCGGCGAUUUUGGGGAGAUUGAGGCCAUUGAACUUCCAAUAGAUCCUAAGUUGAACAAAAGACGAGGUUUUGUGUUUAUCACCUUUAAAGAAGAAGAACCUGUAAAGAAGGUUCUGGAGAAAAAGUUUCAUACUAUCAGUGGAAGCAAGUGUGAGAUCAAGGUGGCCCAGCCUAAAGAAGUUUAUCAGCAGCAGCAGUAUGGCUCUGGGGGCCGUGGAAACCGCAACCGAGGGAACCGAGGCAGCGGAGGUGGUGGUGGAGGUGGAGGUCAGAGUCAGAGUUGGAAUCAGGGCUACGGCAACUACUGGAACCAGGGCUACGGCUACCAGCAGGGCUACGGGCCUGGCUAUGGCGGCUACGACUACUCGCCCUAUGGCUAUUACGGCUACGGCCCCGGCUACGACUACAGUCAGGGUAGUACAAACUACGGCAAGAGCCAGCGACGUGGUGGCCAUCAGAAUAACUACAAGCCAUACUGAGGCGGCAGCAGGAGCGACCAACUGACUGCACACAUGCUUUGUUUGGAUAUGGAGUGAACACAAUUAUGUACCAAAUUUAACUUGACAAACUUUCUAUGGCCUGUCCCAUGUGCAUCUUAUUUAAAAUUUCCCCCAUGGAAAUCACUCUCCUGUUUACUAUUUCCAGAGCUCUAGUUGUUUAGGCAGGGUGUGGUAUCUGAGAGGCCAGAGUGGCAUUAUGGGCUGAUUUUUAUUACCAGGUCCCCCAGAACCAGAUGGGAGGCUCUGCUUCCUGCUGCUGCUCUGCAGCCUGAACCUGUGGGCCCUGGUUGUAAAGAGCAAAUUGUAUCUUAGGAAACCAGUGUCACCUUUUUUUCACCUUUUAAUUUUAUAUUAUUUGUGUCAUACAUUUCCUGUAAUGGAAGUGUUAAUUUUACUGUACUUUUUGGUACCUUUUGGGAAUCUAAUGUAUUGUAAGGUAUUUUACACGUGUCCUGAUUUUGCCACAACCUGGAUAUUAAAGCUAUCCAAGCUUUUGAAAUAAAAAUUUAAAAACCCCCAA
Messenger RNA from Sapajus apella (tufted capuchin), 1839 nucleotides. RefSeq names its product heterogeneous nuclear ribonucleoprotein A/B (gene HNRNPAB). Gene Ontology annotation, biological process: regulation of gene expression. Bases 300 to 1298 code for a protein of 332 amino acids. Gene Ontology annotation, molecular function: RNA binding. Gene Ontology annotation, cellular component: nucleoplasm. Lineage: Eukaryota; Metazoa; Chordata; Mammalia; Primates; Cebidae. The record is from RefSeq and is a predicted model, not a curated record. The transcript has 8 exons.